Molecule: messenger RNA, 3948 nt
Organism: Octopus bimaculoides (California two-spot octopus)
Lineage: Eukaryota; Metazoa; Mollusca; Cephalopoda; Octopoda; Octopodidae
Product: ubiquitin carboxyl-terminal hydrolase 20
Biological process (GO): protein deubiquitination
Molecular function (GO): cysteine-type deubiquitinase activity; zinc ion binding
Source: RefSeq, a predicted model, not a curated record
UUAGUACUGUUCCUCGUUUCAAACAAGGUCCAUGUCUUGGACAAUGAAUGCUACUGGCUUAUGACUUAUAUUUAUAUACAUAUGUAUAUAAAUAUAUAACAUCAAACUAUAUAUGUCUCUAUAGACGAUCUUAGGCUAUUUAAACCUUAAAUUAACAGCUGCUAUAUUACGAAAAGGGCCUUUAUUUUGCUCCCCCCCAUCAUCACCUCGUUCAUUGCUGCAGGUUUUUCUGUUCGAAUUCUUUGGUUUUAUUUCAGAUGCCUUUAAAAGCUUUAGCUAACAUUUGAUCUUCUUGAAGACAGCUGCUGUGUUUGAUUUGAGUGUCCAAACGAAGCCAGCUAUAAUGCGCCAGUCAUCCAAUUGUCCACAUGUUCAUGUGAUCAGCGAAAACCAGUCGUGGGAAAUAUGCAAGAAACAUGAUGCACAAGAAUGUCACACCUGUCACGCACAGCCUCCCAAUCUUUGGUUGUGUCUCGUUGGCAACUGCAACUAUAUUGGAUGUGGGGAAUCAUCCAGUGAUCAUAGUGGAUAUCAUGCAGUGGAACACAAUCACUGUCUGACUAUCAACUUGACUACCAUGAGAAUCUGGUGUUACUCUUGUGAAAAUGAAGUUUUGGAUCAUAACAGCCCACCGUUACAAAUAUUAGACCGGCCUUACCAGAUGCUAGACCACCAAGAUGUUUCAACUGACAGCUCACCACAGAGAAGUGCAUUUGAACCUGAAGACUCGGAGUCUGAUAUGGAUGAUGAUACUAUUAAACCCAGAGGUUUAACUGGUCUACAGAACUUAGGCAACAGUUGUUACAUGAAUGCUGCUUUACAAGCUUUAUCAAACUGUCCUCCUCUAACCCGGUUUUUCCUCGACUGUUAUGGCUUUGUACGACCUGACAGAAAUCCAAUGCUAUCACGUCAUUAUCUGCGGCUUAUUUCUGAAAUUUGGCACAAAAAGAGGCCCAGCUAUGUCGUUCCGAAUGGUAUCGCAAAUGGAAUAAAAUCUGUUCACCCCAUGUUCAAAGGAUAUACCCAACAGGAUACUCAGGAAUUCCUGCGAUGUUUCAUGGAUCAAUUGCACGAAGAAUUGAAACAGCCAAUGUUUGACAUGGAAGUUGUGAACUCGGUUGCCAUCUGCUCCUCGACAUCAAACCCUUUGCUCCAUGAAUCAACAGGGAAAUCGUCUUACAUUAAUGGCCACGAACGCCAGUCAUCGAUUGACUCGUCAAGCAGCCACUCAGACUAUGAAACUUGUGAUUCGGCACCUUGCAGCGAACGCGGAGGUACACCAGAGGUCAAUUUGUCGGGGGACGAGAGCAGUGACACCAGCGAAAUGACACAGUUGAGUGGCAAAAAAUCCAAUUUCAAGGUUGUGACUGGUGGUGGGGGAGGUAGUUAUAAUGACAUGGACAAUAACGAGAAUGUGUUGAACCAUUCAACCAACUGUAAAGAUGGCGCCGACCUUAACGUCCAGAUAGAAUCAAUGACGGACAACAAGGAAUUCGUAACGGUCUCAAAGGAGAUGAAAGACACAGUGAAUUUACUCUACAAACAGACAUCAUCACAGAAUGAAGCUGGAAUCGGAACAGUAUCUGAACCUUCAGAUGACCCUGCAGCAGCACAAACCACAGCGGCAACCACUAACAAAGCAUUCACCAAUUCUGAACUACAUGAUAUUCCCAGUGAUGGUGAGACCAAAACGAAAACGGCGUCAACAGCAAAGGUGAAAUCGGAACAAUCCCACACUGAAAAUAAUCCCAAAACCUCAAAAAUACCAACAAAUAAUAGAUCCAAACGACCUCUAAUACAUCAAAGUGUCAUAUCAGAUAUAUUUGAUGGCCGUUUAUUGAGUUCUGUACAGUGUUUGACAUGUGAACGAAUUUCUACGACAAAAGAAACAUUUCAAGACUUAUCACUGCCAAUUCCCAGUAAAGAUCAUUUACUUAUGUUGCAUGCCAACCAAAGUUCAAACACCAAAGGUGGGGCUUGUGGAGAAGUAAACCAAGGUUGGGUGGCUACGAUAUUGAUGUGGCUCAAAAGCUGGAUUAUGGGUCCAACUAUAACAUUACAAGACUGUCUUUCUGCGUUUUUCUCUGCUGACGAACUAAAAGGUGACAACAUGUACAGCUGUGACAAAUGUAAAAAGUUGAGGAAUGGUAUGAAAUAUUCAAAAGUUCUUAGGUUACCAGAGAUCCUGUGUAUUCACUUGAAGAGAUUCCGACAUGAAUUUUACUCUUCAAAGAUUAACACAUAUGUCUCUUUUCCGCUGGAAGGUUUAAACAUGAAACCAUAUCUUCAUAAAGAUUGUCAAGAUGAAGUCACGUCGUAUGAUCUAAUGUCUGUGAUAUGUCACCAUGGAACUGCCGGAGGAGGCCAUUAUACAGCAUAUUGUCUGAAUUAUGUAAAUGAGCAAUGGUAUGAGUUUGAUGACCAAUAUGUCACAGAGGUGGACUUUCAACAAGUUCUUAGUUCCAGUGCCUAUGUUCUUUUUUACAGGAAACAAAAUGAACAUAUGUUACCGAUGAGGGAGAGUGCAAUGGCUUUGAUGGAGGAGCGUGAAGUAAGUUUUUUAAGGACAUAUAUGUCCAAACAAUGGAUAAAUCGGUUUAAUACGUUUGCUGAACCGGGGCCAAUCACCAAUCAGGACUUUCUUUGCUCUCAUGGAGGUGUACCUCCAUCCAAAAUUGGUUAUGUUGAGAAUCUUGUGGUUCUUCUGAGCCAACCAGUCUGGCAGUAUUUGCAUGACAGAUUUGGUGGUGGUCCUGCCUGUACACACCUCAUACAUUGCAAGACUUGUGAAGCUCAGCUGGAAAAACUAAAGAUCAGACAAAAUGAAGAAAUAGCCUCCUUUGUCAAGCUCCAUAACAAGUUCCGAGCUGAAGAAGAUCCCAGCAUCAUUUAUGCCAUCAGCAUGGCAUGGUUUAAGGAAUGGGAGAAUUUUGUCAGAGCCAAAACUGACACUCCUCCUGAUGCCAUUGACAACACUCGAAUAAUGAUUCGCAAGAAUGGUAAACCGGUGUUAAAGAGCAGCUCCGACCAUGGCCAGCUGUCUCGAGAGAUGUGGCAGUUCCUACACAACGUGUAUGGCGGAGGCCCAGAACUGAUUGUCCGCCAACACCCCACACUUGCCACCAUCACUGGCACUGGUGGCAGCAGUGGCAGUGGCACUGGUGGUGGUGGUGGUGGCGUAAGUGGUAGUUGCCCUGGAAAUGCUCCACCAAUUUCAGCGCCACCCCAGAUGACCACAAACACUGCAACAGCGAUGACAACAACUCCUACAGUGUCACCAGCACCUGCGACAACGAUAACAACUACAACAACAACGAUAGCAACAACAACAGUACCGGGUGGAGGAGGAGGAGGGGUAUCAUCAUCAUCAUCGUCAACAGCAACAACAGCAGCAGCAUCAUCAUCAUCAUCAUCAUCUGUGUGUUCACUGAAGGCAACCUGUGCAGAUACAGCAGCAAUAACACUGAAGGCAGUUGCAGCAGCAUCAUCAUCAUCAUCACCAUCAUCGACAACAGCAAUGCUGGGGAAGAGGCAGGCCGAGGAGGCGGGGGGAGGAGGGGAGACGAGGCAGCAGAAACUACAAGAACAACAGCAGCAGCAGCAGCAGGAGGCGGAGAGAGGGGAAGUGGGGGAAGAGGAGGAGGAGGAGGAGGUGGAAGUGGAGGAAGAGGGGGGCGACGUGGUGGUGUUGGUGCCGAUGUCUGACUCAGUGUCGGCCGGGACGGAGAAGGUGUACAAGGAGAAGCAGGAGAAGCAAGAGCAGGAAGAGGACGGGCCGGAGAAGGAAGAGGAAGAGGUGGUGGAGAAGAAGGAGCAGCAGCAGCAGCAGUGGGGGGAGAAGAAGAAGAAGAAAAAGAAGAAGAAAGAAACAACAGCAACAGCAACAACAACAACAACAGCAGCAGCAGCAGUCAUCGAUACUCGUUUAUGAAAAAUGAAUUUCGAUAU